This is a messenger RNA of Leptonychotes weddellii (Weddell seal), 2431 nucleotides long. Lineage: Eukaryota; Metazoa; Chordata; Mammalia; Carnivora; Phocidae. The record is from RefSeq and is a predicted model, not a curated record.
AGAAAGCGCGCGUUCGGAAAGGGGGAGGGGCCGGGUUAAGGAGCGCUUCGUCACGUCCGGCAGACUUAGAGCCCGUGCGGAGGCGGUGCAGAACGCUUCGGUGUUCAGCGGCUCGGGAACCUGUGCGUUUUGUGAGGCUGCGGCGGAGCCUCCAUAUAGAAGGCGCAAGAGGUUGGCAGCUUCGAUUGAAGCACGUCGAGCGGCGACAGCAGCUAGGAGUCAUGAGCGACAGCGGCGAGCAGAACUACGGCGAGCGGGUUAAUGUUGAAGAAGGAAAAUGCGGAAGUCGUCCUUUGACAAGUUUUAUAAAUGAGUAUUUGAAGCUCAGGAAUAAGUGAAGCUGAAAUUUGAAAAAAUAAAAGAAAGAAUGCAUGCUAAUUAUCAGACCAGAAGUCCCACUUGUAGAAUAUUGAGCAAUUUGUGUGAAGUGGGGAAGAUGAAAGAAGUCAGAAUUUGAAACGGAAGAAUGAAGAAAAGAAAUAAAAAUGAAGUUAAGAUAAGAAGUAAUCUGGAAUCAGAAAGCACUACGCUAAUUUUCCUAAAGAAUGUCACCAGGAUGGUUAUAGAACCGAACCCUCAAAAUUGAAGCAAACCAGUGAACAGGAAUCCCGUUCUGCUUCCAGAAGUGGAAGUGCUCAUGGAUCUGGGAAAUCUGCAAGGCAUACCCCAGCAAGGUCUCGCUCCAAGGAAGAUUCCAGGCGUUCCAGAUCAAAGUCCAGGUCCAGAUCUGAAUCUAGGUCUAGAUCCAGAAGAAGUUCUCGAAGGCAUUACACAAGAUCAAGAUCUCGGUCCCGCUCCCAUAGACGAUCCCGUAGCAGGUCUUACAGUCGAGAUUAUCGAAGACGGCAUAGCCACAGUCAUUCUCCCAUGUCUACUCGCAGGCGUCAUGUUGGGAAUCGGGCAAAUCCUGAUCCCAACUGCUGUCUUGGAGUAUUUGGAUUGAGCUUGUACACUACAGAAAGAGAUCUAAGAGAAGUAUUCUCUAAAUAUGGCCCCAUUGCUGAUGUGUCUAUUGUAUAUGACCAGCAGUCUAGACGUUCAAGAGGAUUUGCCUUUGUAUAUUUUGAAAAUGUAGAUGAUGCCAAGGAAGCAAAAGAGCGUGCCAAUGGAAUGGAGCUUGAUGGACGUAGGAUCAGAGUUGAUUUCUCUAUAACAAAAAGACCACAUACCCCAACACCAGGAAUUUACAUGGGGAGACCUACCUAUGGCAGCUCACGCCGUCGGGAUUACUAUGACAGAGGAUAUGAUCGAGGCUAUGAUGAUCGAGACUACUACAGCAGAUCAUACAGAGGAGGAGGUGGAGGAGGAGGAGGAUGGAGAGCUGCUCAAGACAGGGAUCAGAUUUACAGAAGGCGGUCACCUUCUCCUUAUUAUAGUCGUGGAGGAUACAGAUCACGUUCUAGAUCUCGAUCAUACUCACCUCGUCGCUAUUAAAGCAUGAAGUUGAAGACUUUCUGAAACCUACCCUAGAGUUGGGAUAUUGUUUGUGGACAAUAUUUUUUAUUGUCUCCUGUUUAAAAAGUGAACAGUGCCUAGUGAAGUUAGGUGACUUUUACACCUUUUAUGAUGACUACUUUUGGUGGAGUUGAAAUGCUGUUUUCAUUCUGCAUUUGUGUAGUUCGGUGCUUUGUUCAAAGUUAAGUGUUUUCAGAAAAGUAUGUUUUGCAUGUAUUUUUUUACAGUCUAAAUUUUGACUGCUGAGAAGUUUCUAUUGUACAAAACUUCAUUUAAAAGGUUUUUCUACUGAAUCCAGGGUAUUCUGAAGAUCGAAGCCUGUGUGUAAAAUGCUACCAAAUGGUAAAAAGCAACAAUAAAGUUUGGUUUUUACUUUUCUUUCUAACAUCAAUGCUUAGCAAAACUGUUCAGAUUAGGUUGUGUCAGUAGUAAAUUUCAAGACAAAAAUACCCAUUUUCCUCCAAUCCAUGAAACAUAUUAUACUUAAUAUACCUGCAACUAAGUGUUAAAAAUUAUGCUCUGUAACCCUGUACUGCUAGUACUAGAACUAAAGAACUUUCAAUACAGCCAAUGCUUAAUGCUUAUAUAAAUGUGGAUUUGUCAGCCUUUAUGUAAUCUGUAUCAUAUAAAGCAGGGGAUAAGAAAAGAGGUACGCGAUGUAUGCCUUUAAAAGGCUAUUUCUUAAAGCUGUUACAAGGGGAUAAUGGUAUUUCAACUAGUUAUCAGCAAGUGACAAUACAUUCCACCACAAAUGUACUCUUGUUCUUCUAGCUUUUAGACUAUGGAAAAAAUUAAGUGCUUCAGAGUUCGGGAAAAGAGAAAGGGAACACUACACCUGUGUUGUGGAUGAACCGAAGACUUUGCCUGUUCAUUUUUUAAAUAUUAUUUUCAGGUCCUUUGCUUACCAAAGGAAGCCCAAUUUCACUCAAAUGUUUUGAGAACUGUGUUUAAAUAAAUGCAAAUGAAAAGAGUAAAA